Mus pahari (shrew mouse) is the source of this 1046-nucleotide messenger RNA. RefSeq names its product putative vomeronasal receptor-like protein 4. The coding region runs from base 49 to 960 and encodes 303 amino acids. Gene Ontology annotation, biological process: G protein-coupled receptor signaling pathway. NCBI's taxonomy places the organism in Eukaryota, Metazoa, Chordata, Mammalia, Rodentia, Muridae. Gene Ontology annotation, molecular function: pheromone receptor activity. Gene Ontology annotation, cellular component: membrane. The record is from RefSeq and is a predicted model, not a curated record. The transcript has a single exon.
AUAUGAAAUAAACUUUCACUCAGCUUAAGAUGAGUAGAAUCUCUACUUAUGUUCUCAAUCAAGAAUGUUCUUUAUUUCCAAGCUGGGCUUGGAGUCCUAGCCAAUAUGUUUCUUGUUUGUUUCUAUAUUUACAUAAUUCUAGGUCACAGACCUAAGUCCACAGACAUGAUGUCCUGUCAACUUACCUUUGUUCACAUAAUCAUGUUAUUCACUGGAGGGGAUAUUUGGCUUACAGACAUAUUUGAGUCACUGAACAUUGAGAAUGGCUUCAAAUGUAAGGCAACCUUUUACAUAAGCAGAGUGAUGAGAGGCCUCUCUAUGUGCAUCACCUGCCUCCUGAGUGUGUUCCAGGCUGUUACUAUCAGUCCCAGUACCUCUUUGUUGGCAAAAUUUAAACAAAAACUAAAAAAAUACAUGAUAUAUUUUUUCUUAUGUAUAUGGUCCUUCAAUUUGUCUUUCACUAGUAACCAGAUCUUCUAUGUUGGUGCUUAUACCAACGUGAGUGGGACCAACCAGAGGAAGGCUACUAGAUACUGCUCACUCUUACCCAUGAACUACAUCAUCAGAGGACUUAUUUUAACAGUGACAACUUCCAGAGAUGUAUUUCUUGUAGGAGUCAUGCUAACUACAAGUACAUAUAUGGUGAUUAUCUUGUUCAGACAUCAGAGGCAAUGCAAGCAUCUUCACAGUGCCAAUCACCUGAGAGCCUCCCCUGAGAAAAGGGCCACCCAGGCCAUCUUGUUGCUAGUGGUUUGCUUUGUGGCCAUGUACUGGGUGGACUUCAUCAUCUCAAUGACCUCAUUCCUGUUAUGGAUGUAUGACUCAGUCAUCCUGACUGUUCAGAAGUUUUUGAUGAACGCCUAUCCCACAAUUACUCCUUUGGUACAGAUCAGUUUUGAUAGCAGAAUAAUCAUUAUGCUGAAAAAGCUCGAGUCAAAACAUCGCCAUACAUUUUUUUAAAAGAUGCUUUCUCUUUUCUUUAAAAAGCUAUUUUUAAAUUUCUUAAUUAUAUGUAGAAGUGUUGUGCCAAAGUGCAUGCAUGUGUG